Molecule: messenger RNA, 1827 nt
Organism: Penicilliopsis zonata CBS 506.65
Lineage: Eukaryota; Fungi; Ascomycota; Eurotiomycetes; Eurotiales; Aspergillaceae
Exons: 4
Coding region: 1-1827 (608 amino acids)
Molecular function (GO): metal ion binding; protein binding; acid phosphatase activity
Source: RefSeq, a predicted model, not a curated record
AUGAAGACUGCUCUGCUUGUUGCUCUGGCCGCUGCCGUCCACGGCGCCCCCGCCCCCAAGCCGUAUGUCGAUGAGACGUACGCCUACAAGGGCCCUGCCGUGCCCAUUGGUGACUGGGUCGACAACACCGUCAACGGCAAUGGCAAGGGGUUCCCGCGCCUGGUCGAGCCGCCGGCCGUGAAGCCCGCGUCGGCCAACCCGACCAACAACGUCAAUGUCAUCUCGCUGUCGUACGUCCCGGAGGGCAUCCACAUCCAUUACCAGACGCCGUUUGGCCUCGGCGUGGCGCCUUCGGUGGUCUGGGGGACGCAUCCCAGACGGCUCAACCAGACUGCCUACGGAUACAGCCAUACGUAUGACCGCACCCCCCCUUGCUCCCAAGUCAAGGCCGUCACGCAGUGCAGCCAGUUCUUCCACGAGGUGCAGAUCCCUCGUCUCGAGUCCGGCACGACGUACUACUACCAGAUCCCCGCCGCCAACGGGACGACCGCGUCGGACGUGUUGAGCUUCACGACCGCGCAGGCCGCCGGGGACCCGGCGCCGUUCACCAUCGCGGUGAUGAACGACAUGGGCUACACCAACGCCUUCGGCACGUACCGCGAGCUGCUCAAGGCGACCGAGGAGGAGGGCCUGGCGUUUGCCUGGCACGGCGGCGACAUCAGCUACGCCGACGACUGGUCGUCGGGCAUCAUGGCCUGCGCCGACGACUGGCCCGUCUGCUACAACGGCUCCAGCUCCGAGCUGCCGGGGGGGAUCACCGAGUUCUACAAGACACCCCUGCCCGAGGGCGAGAUCGCCGACCAGGGCGGCCCGCUCGGCGGCGACAUGAGCGUCCUGUACGAGUCCAACUGGGAUCUGUGGCAGCAGUGGAUGAACAACAUCACCAUGAAGAUCCCGCACAUGGUGCUCCCGGGCAAUCAUGAGGCGUCCUGCGGGGAGUUCGACGGGCCCGACAACAUCCUCACCGCGUACCUCAACUACAACAUCACCAACGGCACUGCCGCCGAGGACGAGCUGACCUACUACAGCUGCCCUCCCUCCCAGAGUAGAAACUUCACGGCCUACCAGAACCGCUUCCACAUGCCCGGCAAGGAAUCCGGCGGCGUCGGCAACUUCUGGUACUCGUUCGACUACGGGCUGGCGCACUUCAUCUCCAUCGACGGCGAGACCGACUACGCCAACAGCCCCGAAUGGAACUUCCUCGAGGACAUCUCCGGCAACGAGACGCACCCGACCGAGAGCGAGACCUUCAUCACCGACAGCGGACCCUUUGGCGCCAUCGACGGGCCCGUCAACGACACAAAGGCCUACGAACAGUACCAGUGGCUCAAGCAGGAUCUCGCCAAUGUCGACCGUUCCAAGACCCCCUGGGUCAUCGCCAUGAGCCAUCGCCCCAUGUACUCGUCCGAAGUGGCUUCCUAUGAAGCCGACAUCCGCGAUGCCUUUGAGGAUCUUCUCCUGUCAAAUGGUGUGGAUGCCUAUUUCGCAGGGCACAUCCAUUGGUACGAACGGCUCUGGCCCCUCGGCCGCAACGGCACCAUCGACAAGGCCUCCAUCAUCGACAACAACACCUACUACGCCAACGAGGGCGUCUCCAUGACCCACAUCAUCAACGGCAUGGCGGGCAACAUCGAGAGCCACUCCUACCUCGAGGACGGCGAGAAGGUCAAGGACAUCACCGCCGUCCUCGACCAGUGGCACUACGGCUUCAGCAAGCUGACCGUCCUCAGCGCAGAGGCCCUCAAGUGGCAGUUCAUCCGCGGUGAUGAUGGCUCCGUCCACGAUGAGCUCCUCAUCCUCAAGCGCGCCAAUGACUGUGAUGAGUAA